UUUUAGGUUAGGAUUAAGGGAUGGAAGAAAAAAAGCAGAUAAAAUUUCUUUGUGUAGAUGGAAGUAAACAUAGCGAUUUGGCUUUUGAAUGGUUUUGCAAACAUGUGUACCAUGAAGGUGAUAGGGUUGGCGUGAUUCACGUACAUGUUUUACCAGAUCUGCCUUCUUUUGGAAUGUAUGCUGGCGGUUAUGUUGUGACUGAUAUUUAUCAAGAAACAGUUCAACAAAGUAUUGAUGAAAGUAAAAAAACUGUCAAAAAAUAUCGAGAUUUGUUCAGGGAGAAAGAUAUUACAGCUGAGAUAUUUAUUGAAAGCAUGGCAGAUUCUGUUGGCCAUACAAUUUGCAAGAUUGCAGAAAAAGAAAAAGGAUUACUUCUUGUUGUUGGUCAGCGUGGUUUAGGCCUAGUUAGGCGCACUCUCUUUGGCAGCGUUAGUGAUUAUUUAAUACACCAUGCUAAAAUGCCAGUCAUGAUUGUGCCAACCUUUGAAGAAGAUGAAAAGUGAAAUUUAGAUAGCUUAUUUGAUGAAACAACUAAUAUAUAAAUACAUGUAUACAUAUGCUAAAACGAUAUUUAGAAAUGUUUCUAUUUAAACUAAGUUGUUUUUAAAUUAUUAUACAAAAACCGUAGGAAGUCUUAGAAAUUCAGUGCUAAGUUACAUUUGAUUGCUUCUAAAAUUCAUUGCUUGAAAUGAAAUUUUUAUAAAUACUUUUGUGGAAACUAAGCAUUAUGAUUUUAUUGAAUAUUUUAAGUAAUUAUAUUAAAGUGAAAUAAUGAAUGUAUUGGGAUUAUAGGUUGUAUAAAUAUAACUAUAGGAUGUAUUUGUCUGCACAUUUGCAUUUUUAUGAAGCACAAGUGAAGAAUUUUUGAGUUACGCAAACUUUUUUAUUUGUAUAUUCUGUGUCAUAAUGAUUUUUGUUGAAGUCUUAAUAUAUAUUAUUAAAAGUAGUAUAUGAGUA
Hydractinia symbiolongicarpus is the source of this 957-nucleotide messenger RNA. Its product is annotated as universal stress protein Slr1101-like. Bases 21 to 503 code for a protein of 160 amino acids. The record is from RefSeq and is a predicted model, not a curated record. The transcript has 4 exons. NCBI's taxonomy places the organism in Eukaryota, Metazoa, Cnidaria, Hydrozoa, Anthoathecata, Hydractiniidae.